This is a messenger RNA of Glycine soja, 814 nucleotides long. RefSeq names its product CRIB domain-containing protein RIC4-like. Lineage: Eukaryota; Viridiplantae; Streptophyta; Magnoliopsida; Fabales; Fabaceae. The coding region runs from base 128 to 664 and encodes 178 amino acids. The record is from RefSeq and is a predicted model, not a curated record. The transcript has 3 exons.
GGUAGCUAGGCCUAGGCUCUAGCUAUAUAUUGUACUUGUCAAAUCUAGACUCAAAGGUUGCAUAUUCUUGAUUGCUAGCUCAAGCUCCAAUUCCAAUAUAUUGAUCUUAUCCCCUAAGAAAUUUAGAAUGAGACAAAGAAUGGACAGGCUUGUCAUUCUUCCUUUCUCUGCUGGUUGCAUCUCUGAGGCCAGUGUUGCUGUUGGUGUUCCACAUCCAAGAAGAUCAAAACCAGACACCAAUGCAUCACCUCCUACAAUAAAACGGUCUAAAAGCGUCGAGGAUUCAGAGAUUUUGUCUGGUGAAAGCAUGAAGAACUCGUUGAGGCUGCUAGACGUUGUUCCAAAGUCUAACCUAUCCUACGGCUUCAAUAGACUGGUCAAGGGUUUCAAGAAUUUUUCUCAAUUGUUUGUGGAAAAAGAUGAGUUUGAAGAUGUGGAAAUAGACAUGGAAAUAGGGUGCCCAACAGAUGUGCAGCAUGUGACACACAUUGGUUGGGAUGGCAUUGCAACUUCUGCUGCUGACCCCAUGAAGGGAUGGGAUGCCCUUAUUCCUCCUGAGCUCCUCUCUCUAUCAUCCUCUCAAUCUUUAAAGCACCUGGACCUCCCUAAUUUGGAGGCAAAACAUGAUGAAGCAUCGUCUCCCGUUAAGCCUUCUCCUAAUUAAUACCACGUUUUGUUUUUAUACAUAUUUGAAACUAGAAAUGUGAUUUGAUGUGUUGUUGAGCAGAUAUAAAUAUAUAUUAAGGUGAGUUGAAUUUACAGUGUUUUUAGUUAUGUUUCAGAUUCUAUGUGAAUGUAUAAUUAAUUAAACCAA